CAUCAAUCCAACCUUAAACAAACCUAAGAACUUUGAAACCCUGCUGGAUUGUGUAACAUAUGUAUACUCUGACGUAUUAGGUAUGACAUUUACACUACCGAUAAAGAACGACAGAAAGAAGCCAUAUACCGCGACUGUACUUAUAGUUGUUGAUACUUGCUCCUUCCAGACUUCUAUUAUUAGUGGCUUGUUAAAUUACCCCUGCACCAGCUGCCCCAGACUGGAUUUAUGUUGCGAUAUCCAUUAGUAUUUCUAUAAAUGACAGCCUUGGGUAAUACCAAAGUCCUAUAUCCUACCUACCUAACAGUCAGAGUGACUACCUAUAGGUAGGUAAAGGGUUCAUGCUGCGCUGCACAUGUUAGAUGCUUGAGUAAUUGUCAGAAUUCAUCAAACUAUCGAUGAAGAUCUUCUAUUUAAUCGCUUUCAAUGGCUUCUAGAGGACGCUUUACGGUAGUUCUCCUAUCAAUACGGCGCCUUCAUGACGUGAGCGACAAUGGCACCCCAGCAGCCAGCUGAGAGUUAUGCCUAAGGGGCUGGAAGCAAACGGUAUAUAAUCGCCUAGGAAUUCCGUGUUUGUUCUCUUCUAGUACAAUCCGAGUCCAAAGCACCAAGCCACUGUCUCCUUCUCUCCUCGAGAUCCUUUGGUUCGCGUACAAUCGCCAUCUCAAGAUUCUUGGUUAAGGUAUUGACCGAAAACCUACGACUGUAACACGAUACAUCUCAACAGACUGAAAUCAUCUUCCAAUAUGCGAGGUGCUUUCAGCACAUACGCCCUAGGGGCCAUCCUCGGAAGCUUGCUGUUCUCCGGUGCCCAUGCCCAGAUGAAAGUCAGCAGCUUUGAUGGCAACGUCACAGAUGACGAGUUAAAAUCAUUCAACGACUUCGUCACUACGCUAAAGCCUGGUACAUCGAACAAGGGCAACGAGUGGGCUCAGGGUCACAGUGGUGAACAGAUAAAGGCAAUGGGCCUUGUCUACCAGAUGGCCGGAGAGAAGGAGACUCUUGACCAGAUGCUCCGAUUUUGCGAUGCCGUGCUAUCGGAGAGGAACGAUUUAGCGAAGGCUCCAGUAGGCCAGUAUAAGAUUUGGACUGGAGGAAUCGACCCUGUUUGGCCAAAUGAUGUCACUAAGACACCGAUCGCUACCGGCGGAGAGCAAGGCGACCCAGUCGGGCACCUAGCUAGUUGUUCAUACCUUAUUUUGAACACGAAGAAUCUCUACAGCCAGAAGGUAGCUAUCGGCGACCCUCACAAUUAUGGCGCUACCUACUUAGAGCGGGCCAAGACCUACCUCAAGCAAGCAGAUGCCUCGAUGAGCAACCACAUCCUCAAGCGGCUGUUGGAUGUUUCGAACGGAAAUAAGAUGUACUUCGCUAAGGACGCGCCUUAUAUGGGCGGCAAAGCCGUCCCCUGGAACCAACAGAUGAUGUUCAACUACGCAUUCCUCAACCUUGUCAACGCGCACAAAAUCCUCAAUGACAACCCCACGUUGCUAAACAAGUACAAGUCAGUCAUCAGCGCUAGCAUAGAAUGGUUCUUUCAUGGUGGAGGUGCCCAGACCAAGAAAAGCAAGAAGGGUAGCACAGUCUACGACUGGGGUUAUACCAUGCCCAAGACAAGCGGAGAAGACUCGAACCACGGCGCGCUUGACGUUGCUGGGUUUGCCCGUACUUAUAUCGACGGCAGCUACGGCAUCACGGCCGACGAGAUGAAGACCUUGGCCAACGUGUUCGUCGAUGUCAUGACUCUAGGAGACAAGAAGUAUGCCGGGACUGUGGACGGCCAGUCCAAGGGCGGCCACGCUUCAGCUACCACCUCUGUCCGCACCGGAUAUCUGUUCUUGGCGGAAUUCCGACCAAAUGCUUACGAGUCUAUGAUGUCCGCGGAUCUUGCAGUCGGGAAAACUACCAAAAGCACCGAUGCGUUCUCUCGUUUUCUGUGGGUGAAGCAUCGACGUGCUGGUGCAAAAUAAGUCAAACAUACCCAAAAGAAUACUGUCUAGAUUGAGUAAUAUCUCACGGGAUGUAUUGAGAAGAAUUGAUAGCGACACAUACGACUCAUAUUUUCUUUGACAGGAUUCG
Annulohypoxylon truncatum is the source of this 2079-nucleotide messenger RNA. RefSeq lists its product as uncharacterized. The record is from RefSeq and is a predicted model, not a curated record. Lineage: Eukaryota; Fungi; Ascomycota; Sordariomycetes; Xylariales; Hypoxylaceae. The transcript is spliced from 2 exons. Bases 747 to 1970 code for a protein of 407 amino acids.